GACCACUUGGCUCGAAGAUCCCUCAGUGUGAUCAUCGCGAUCGAAUCGCGACGAUCCCGUGGUUGCUAGCCCCAAUAGAUACGUGCUCCUUCGUUCUACGAAAAAAAAAGAAAUGAACUACUUAAUGCUGCACUGUUUUCGAGGAUAAAUAAAAUAUCACGUAUAAACAUUAAAAAAGAUUCAGAAAUAUAACUAUAAUACUACUGAAGGAUUAUUUUAUUACGAGACGAUGGAACAGUUAUAAUAUGUUUCAGUCCAAGUUCGUCAACGACAUUGUUCAAGUGUAAACCCGAAGAGACAACGAUUUUAUCAGAAUUUAUUAACAAUGGUGAAAGUGGGUUACGUUCUCGUCUUUGUCACCCUAUUGCUGAUGAUGUGGGCAUCCGUUGUCCGGAUGCACGAACUGCCCGUGCAAUAUCCGCCAUGUUUCUUCAAUCCCCUUUGCACCUGUUCGAAAGCGAUUCCCGAUCUCGGCAUAGUCACCUGCUACAAUGUACCGAUGCCGCGGAUACCUCAGCCAAUUAACUCCUCGAAGGUGUUCAUGCUUCAGAUAGAGAACAAUGGUCUGAUGUUUCUGCAACCGCAAUUCCUUAUGAACACAGGCCUAUACAACUUACGGAUCAAACAUAAUCCCUUGGCCGACAUCCCGGACGAAGCUUUCCUAGGGCUUGAGAGAUCGUUAUGGGAGCUCGAAUUACCCUACAAUCGCCUCGAGAGAGUACCCAGCAGGUCGUUCAGGCAUUUGCAAAAGUUGCAGCUUCUAGAUCUGACAGGCAACAAGAUAUCCAAGAUAGCCGCCGACAAUUGGCGCGGCCUGGAAAAUUCCUUACAGAAGCUGCGUUUGGGGCGUAACGCCAUUGAUCGACUUCCGGCGGACGCGUUUGCCGGCCUCACGUACUUGGACAUGCUGGAUCUGCGGGAUAAUAAUCUAAAAGAGAUCGAUCCAUCGGUGUUCAGAGAUGGCAUGGCCCAUUUGGUUCACCUUUACCUGAACGGUAAUCAACUGACUCAUAUCCCGUAUUCCCAGCUGUCGGCGCUAAAACGGAUGAAGGUGCUGGAUCUGAGCUUCAACAGGAUAUCGAAGAUGCUAAACACGCAACAGGAACCUGAAAUAAGGGGGCUCCAAAUGUCUUUGGAUACGCUACGUCUAGACUACAACCAGAUCGGGAUACUAAUGCCUGGGGACUUCCAACACUUUUUUAAAGUCAAUAAAACUUACCUCGACGGCAAUCCAUUGUACAUGGUCGAGGAGGGAGCAUUCCGAGAUUCCAAGAUAAAAGAACUUUAUUUUGCCGAUUGCGACCUUAUGGACGUAAGUUCAGCCAACUUCGUUGGCCUAGAAUCGUCCCUGGAGUUACUGGAUCUGUCUGGAAACAACAUCACCACUCUUCCAAGCCCCAUAUUCCAGGAAUACGAUUUUCUUCGAACAUUAAACUUCCGCGAGAACAAGAUCCAGACCUUCUCACCUGCCGAAGUGUUCAAUGGUUUCCAAUAUUCUUUGUACAAUCUGGACUUGAGCGGUAAGGAGAACAGUGUAGUGUCUCUUCAAGAUCUACGACAGAUGCGGAACAUGCGUUUCCUGUCGAUCUCGCGAAUGCCGCAGUCGACUUUAUCCCCGGAAGAUUUCAUGGAAUACGGAAUGGACAUCAAGGAGCUGCGUAUCGUGAAAAGUAACCUGAACACCAUCAAGAGCCACGCGUUCAUGCACGUUCGAGGGAUCAAGUACAUGGACUUCUCCGAGAAUUCAAUUUCCUCGAUGGAGAACGAAGCGUUUUCAGAGGUGGGCCAUUCGCUUCUGACGUUGAGAAUGUCACACGGUUUGUCGUCCUCUUUCUCCGAACUUCCAAAUGCACCCUUCAAAUUUUUAACGAAUUUGCAACACCUCGACUUCAGCAACAACAAAAUUAAAUCCAUGCCGGACACGUCGUUCCACUUCAUGAAGAGGAUUAAACGAAUCGAGUUGCAGGACAACGAAAUCGAUAGCAUUAGAAAAGGAACGUUCCAGGGUGACAUUCAUUCAACUCUCGAGGAUGUAAAUUUCGCGUACAAUAUGAUCAAAACGAUCCAAACACACACAUUCGUCGAUCUGCCGCGAUUAUCCACUAUAAAUUUAGAAGAUAACGCUAUAGACAGAAUAGAGAGACGAGCAUUCAUGAAUAUGAAGCUGCUGAAGUAUAUCAAUUUACGGGGGAACAAGAUAAAAGACAUCUCGGAUGAAGCGUUCCAGAAUCUUCCGGAUCUGGAGUUCCUGGAUCUGGCAUAUAACGACUUGACCGAGUUCGAUUUCGCUUCGUUUGAUCAAGUGGGAACCCUGUCGUCGUUUAAAGUGAACGCGAGCCACAACGAGAUCCCAAAACUGUGGAUCAAUAGCACUACGUUCACGCCGGCGACCACGAUUGGUGGCACAAUACAAUCGAACAUCAAGGUCCUCGAUCUCAGCUACAACAACAUCUCCGAUAUAAUGAAGUAUUAUUUCAAACCGGUAGAAUAUUCAUUGACGCACCUCUACCUGUCCCAUAAUCAAUUGGGCAACGUUACGCAAGGGGUCUUCGGAAACAUGCCUCAUCUUCAGUGGCUCGACUUGAACCACAAUGAGCUGAUGGAAAUCGAUUUUGACUGCUUUAGAAAUACAAAAAAUCUUCAAGUUUUGAUCUUGUCGUGGAACAAUAUCAUGGACAUUCCAGCAGAAGCGCUUAGACCCUUGAAGAAAUUGAGGAUCGUCGAUCUGUCUAACAAUAAGCUGAGAACACUGCCAGAUAAUAUAUUUUCUGAUUCUAAUAUAGAAAGUCUGGAUCUUUCUCAUAAUCAGUUCAUGAGACUUCCCAUCAAGGCCAUGUCUAUUUCUUCUGCUGCCAGCCUAUCCAUGCUAGACAUGUCUUGGAACACUUUGUCGGGAAUUCAUACCACUGAUGCUAUUUUCAGAUUACGAAGUCUAACGUGGUUGGACUUGUCCUACAAUCGAUUAGUCAGGCUCGAUGACGGUGUGUUUUCCGACAUGUCCUAUCUAACUCAUCUCGACUUAAGCCACAAUAAACAGCUGCUAUUGGAGUCGCGAGGAAGAACUUUCCACGGCUUAGAGGACUCUCUUCUUUAUCUAGAUUUGAGCAACAUUUCGCUCUUGAGUGUGCCGGAUUUGCCGCUGCGACGGCUGCAAACGUUGUACUUGGUGCACAACGAACUGGCAUCGAUACCGCCGGAAAUGGCGUCAAACUUGACAUCCCUGCACUACUUAGAUCUCAGUGCAAAUGAUCUGACAGUGGUGCCAUUGAUCACGCACACCCUACCGGAACUGAAAACCUUCAGUCUGGCAGAUAAUCCCAUUACCGCUGUCACUAACACCAGUUUCCUUGGGAUCGCGGAUAGCCUCGAGGAACUAGACAUAAGACGGCUAGCUUUGACGACUUUCGAAUCUGGAGCUCUCUGCAAAGCGACUAAACUUCGCAAACUAUAUAUAACUGCUUACAACGGCGUGAAGAAUUUCAACUUCCCCAACAUUCUCGAGUAUAAUCAUGGCCUGCGACAUUUAGUUAUCGACGUCCAAAAUGAUACCGAUUUGGAGAAAGAGAUGAAAGGGAAGUUCCCUUACAAAUUAUUUAAUAUUACCUUAACUGGGCAGUCUCUAAAGAACAUACACUCGGAUAUCCUGCAUGGAAUAAGAAGUCCUCAUCUUCAUUUCGGAAUGUACAACACCAGUGUGACUACUGUACCAAAGAAAAUGUUCGACAACGCGGAAUGGGUCAGAAAUGUGACGAUUCAUAUCCAUCACAGUGACGUAAGAACCCUUCACAAUCCGUCUAAUGGAUACAAGCCAGGAGUUCCUGGGAAACGGUUUCUUCUGAGACUUACAGUUAGGGGAAAUUACUUCACCUGCGACUGCGACAUUGGAUGGAUGGAAACGUGGCAAAGGAAGCACAGACAAUAUCAGGAAGAUCGUUGCAGCACUUACAGUGAGUUCAAGAAUUUCGAACGUAACGAAGAGGACGACGAAUUUGAAUGCUGGAACAACGAAUGGGACGAUGACCUUCGGGAAUCAUUUUGCUUGAAUAAGAACAAUGUGUCGGUGUUGGAGGCGUUGAAAACCGAUUUGGAAUGUGGGUGGGGCGCAGCGGGUUACAUCCAGGCACCGCAUCAUAUCCUUCUUCUUGUCUUCGUCGUUCUUGCAGCAGCGAUUUACUAAGCCUUGGCCACUAACAUUACAUGUUCUUCGAAUCAAUCACCGUUCCUUUUCUCGCGACACAGAACAGCUUAAAGUGCAAAUGUACCAAACACACCACCUCGCAACAAGAAAGAAUGAGUUACAGCUUUUCAUGCUAAAAACACUCUUUCCAACUGAAAGAUGUCAUAGAUGUGAUUAUAUUCCGGUUAGCUUUUAGAAAUGUAAAUAUUUCUAGAUUUCUAGCUUUAUUAGCUUUAAUCAAGAGGAAAAAAUAUUUCCUAUGUAUUCUUCUCCUGUAGAAAGAUAGGAAAACGUGCGUACGAAAUUUUGUUUACGCCAGUGUAUAUCGGCGACCAUUUUGUAACAGCAGGAGUAGAUCUGGGUAGAACCAACGGGUACGUAUGUAUUAUGUAUUUAUUUACAUUUACUGAAUAAAAGGUGUUAGUAUUAAUGGUAGAGGUAGGGUUUAUUUAUUUAUAAAUAAUUGUAAUAGCGUCUAAAUGCCGUGUACUAAUGUUAUUUAUUUCGUAUUUGUGAUCACUAUCUUUAAUUACCCUUGUUUUUAACGUUAAGGUUGCGAAUAUAAUCACAUCUAUGUUUAUUAUUAUUGUACUGAACAGCGAAAGACAGAUUUUGUUUGCACUUUAAUCCACUGCGACAGCGAGGAUACAAAGCUCUUGCACAUCCCCUCGUUACUUCGCGUUGAACAGCACGCUUUGAAUCAAUGAGACUGUCAGAUUAACGUUCAGAUACUCGUACAAAGUGUAAAUCGUCGGAAUCAACAGGAAUUGAGGUUUUACACUCUUCGUAGGAACUAGCGACUCUUAUUUACGAAUCAUUGUAUAAAACUAAAUUACCUUAACAUCGUACUUCUUUUCUUCGUGCCAUCGUAUCGUUCAACUAAGAGCUUGCGAAUCGAACAAUAUUUAUUUGAAACUUUUUUAAAGAAACCGAUUGAAAGUUAAAGCAAUAAAAACUAAAGAAAAUAUUUGAUUAUUUUUCGUGCCAGAAAAAAGCAUUGAAUUUCGAAAAAUUGUGCUUUUGUUGUACGAGUUACAGAGAAACGAGAAUUUUUUAUAUAUUUCUCUACGUUUCAGUGAUAAUUUUAAAUAACAGAUACUUUCCUUCGUUUUCAAGAUCUUAGUUGAACGCACGUGUCAAUGUUACGUUCAAUCGACUGAAUGUAAACCACGACCAAGUAAUGAAUUAUUCAAAUGAGUUAACAAAUAUUGUGGAUAAGACCAAGAACUCUCGUAGCUUUGAAGUACAUUUUCUCAAGUGGUGUUGUCACCCCUACUAAAUUCAACAGUGAACAGAUUUUAUACCUGUCUAUUAAAGCAGAAUAUUCGCUUGCAAGUACAUUAUGUCGACGCGGCAUUUUUUAAUAAAAUUGCACCAAAUACACGAGAAAUGUUUUCAUCAUUAUUUACAAUCCUUUGUCUACAAUA
This is a messenger RNA of Nomia melanderi (Alkali bee), 5604 nucleotides long. RefSeq names its product leucine rich repeat containing G protein-coupled receptor chaoptin (gene chp). Gene Ontology annotation, cellular component: extracellular matrix. Gene Ontology annotation, molecular function: protein binding. NCBI's taxonomy places the organism in Eukaryota, Metazoa, Arthropoda, Insecta, Hymenoptera, Halictidae. The record is from RefSeq and is a predicted model, not a curated record.